UUGUUUAUAAUAGCUGACGUUUAUGGAGUUUUCGGUGCUAAAUACAGAGAAAAUAAGCAAGACGCGUUUUUCAAUUACGUUAUAAAUUGCAGUUAAACAAAACAAUAAUUGUUAUCCAAAGGUUUUUGAAGCAUACAAAUGUAUGUACGUUUGUAGGUUUGUUUUGGUGUUAUUGUUUCAUAAAUAUUGAGGAAUCGUAUAUGUAUGUAUGCAUGUACUUAUGUGUGUAUGUGUAUAUAUGUAGAUGUGCCCAAUCGCUUUUUGUUUAUAAAUAUAAAAACUGUUAAUUCAUUGCAAUUGCAAAACAGCAAGGAUAUUUGUCACGAUCGCAACACAUGAUGUCAGAUGGAUCACCGCCCCCAUCGAUUUGUUUUAUACGAGCCGCGGAAUCAUAUCCAAAAUCGCAAAUGGAGAAGGAAGAUUCACAAUUGAUUGUUCCGUUUCAAGAGCUUGCCGGCGAGUCAAUUAAAUAUUUGGGUCGAACCGAUGAUGGAAUUUUGGCAUUAUCCAAUUAUCGCAUAUUUCUGUCCAAGAAAGCGACAACAACAUUUGAAACAUAUAUACCGCUGGGACUGAUUGAAUCGGUGCAAGUGCGUGAUCUAUUCCAACUGGUUGUUAAUUGCAAAGAUGCCAGCACUGUUAAAUGCUCGUUCCAAUCGGCCGAGCAAUGCUUGGAAUGGCAACGUCGCAUUCAGUUGCUAAUUGGUGUACCUGAAACGCUGGAAACGCUUUUUGCAUUUCCAUUUUACUCAUGGACAGGUGACAUCAUUGGCAAUAAGGAGCGAUCGAUAUUAGCCAAUGGAACCAAUGGAACAACAGCAAUUGGCAACAACAACAAAUCAACAUCUCAGCCAACAACUGCAGAGAAUCAAACACAAUCACAAUCAAUUCCAACUGGAGACCAUCUUCAUCGAUUGCAGCGUGCGGUUCGAUAUGAGAGUGAUUUUAAAAAUGAAGUUGCUCGUCUUGGAUUCGAUUUGAAAGGAUCGUGGCGUAUCUCAAACGCCAAUGCAGACUUUAAGCUGUGUCCAUCGUAUCCCCAAAAGUUACUGGUACCAUGCUGCAUCACAGAUGAAAUGCUUCACAACAUUGCCAAUUUUCGUGGAUCACGCCGUUUGCCGGCCGUUGUUUGGCGUCAUCAGAAAUCUGGCGCUAUUCUGGCAAGGUGCAGUCAACCCGAAGUUGGUUGGCUCGGCUGGCGUAAUUAUAAGGAUGAGCAGCUAUUGAAAGCUCUGGCGGAUGCCUGUGCUUUCGAUAGAGGCGAGCAUGCGAGAAGACAGGCUAAGGAUAUAGCCAAUGGAGAGACGGGCUCCUCAGGACACAGUUCACCAUCUCUGGGAGAUUCCUCACACGAGGAACUCGCACUAGAUGAAAUCCGCAAAAUUCUAAUCGUCGAUGCCCGCAGUUAUACGUCAGCGGUUACAAAUCGAGCUCGCGGUGGCGGUUGCGAGUGCAUUGAAUAUUAUCCAUGUGCUGAAAUCGAAUUCAUGAAUUUGGGCAACAUCCAUGCUAUCAGAAAGAGCUUUCAUGCUGUUCGCCAGCUGUGUGCAUCAUCGCCAGAUGAUCCCAAUUGGUUCGGUCAAUUGGAGAAAACAAUGUGGAUGCAACAUCUGUCGGGUUUGUUGGGUGCAACAAUGACUGUUGUCCAUACAAUUGAAAAGAAUGGUCGUCCUGUUUUGGUACAUUGCUCCGACGGCUGGGAUCGUACACCACAAAUUGUGGCAACGGCGCAAAUCUGUCUAGAUCCCUUCUACAGAACAGUUGAAGGAUUUCGAGUAUUAGUUGAACGCGAAUGGUUGAACUUUGGCCACAAGUUUGCUGAUCGCUCUGGAAAUGGACCAAAUUCGGAUGAGAGUAACGAGCGAUGUCCAGUUUUUCUACAAUGGCUCGAUCUGGUGCAUCAAAUACACAAGCAGUUCCCCUGUAGCUUUGAGUUCAGCAUAGGUUAUUUGAUUAAACUGGCCCAGCAUUCUUUGUCUUGUCUUUUUGGCACGUUCCUAUGCAAUUCGCUAAGGGAAAGAAUCGAGAAUUCUGUCUUUGAUCGUACAUUUUCAGUAUGGCCAUUUUUAGCGGAAACGAUGUAUAGAAAUCCACUCUAUAAGCAUGAGACUGAUAAGGUACUUUGGCCAGCACAUAAUGUGCGAUUUUUACACUUUUGGUCUGAUGUAUACUUGGGUAGCUUAGGCAAUAAAAAUGGUACCGAUCUUCCUCUACAAAACAAUGAACGACAAGGUGUACACAAUGGCAAUAGCAAUGGCAAUGGCAGCGGUUCAUCAGCAAAAACACGUUCAACUGACAACAUUGCAACGAACGAGUUGACACAGAGCACGAUAUCAAGAAGAUCGAGCGAUCCCAAUUUGGCUGUCGAAUCAAUUGUAACGGAUGGCUUAAAUCUGAAUGUGAAUAGCAACUCCAUGUUUGACAUACGAUCGGAGGCAAAGGAAUGCAUUAUUGUUACUAAUCAUGAUAUCAAACAAGACUCCGACUCUGAUGAUACCUGCGACAGCCCAAAACUGAGGGAGGACGAGGAGCACGAUCAGCACCAAGAGGAGGAUGCACAGAUUGGUUCCAAAAGUUUGAUAUCCGAGUUAAUUAAUGACCAAAGCACUUCAUCAAUUCAAUGUGAUAUAUUGAAUGACGAAACGCCAACUUUAAAUGGCAAAAUCACUAUUCAGCGCAUCGAUUCCGAGCCUUUAAAUUCACCAAAUGAUGAUGCGCCUUCGAUUUGUGAUGAAAGCAUUAGUGAUAAUGAUAAUAGCCGGAAUUUAUGGCUUGGCCAUGGCCAAAUCGAUACUAGUACGGACACAAUAAUUCCUAUAGAAUCUACCAAAGGCGCUACAUCAAAUGGUUUAUCUAACAAUGAAAAUCAAACAGCAAUCAAAGACAGCAGCGAUGAUGUGCCUUUAGAAUCAGAUGCCGUUGACAUACCUCAAAAUAAAAAGACAGAAUCAAUUUGUGUUGCCCACACAAAUAAAAUCAGUCAAAGUUACAAUAACUUGCCCCGUGUCCACGUGAAGCCCAACAAUCUGCGAUACUUUCAACAAAGCGUCAAUUCCAGUUUGGAUUUGGAUAAAUCCGAAACGUGUGGCCCACAUUUGGAUAUGCAUUUGCCGCGAGAGAGUUCAAGUAACACUGACAACGGCUGCAGAGAAACAUGUGUGUCUAAGGAUCUAAAUGGCAGUGCGUCGAUUAACGAUGGGGACUGUCUACCAUCAUCACCUGAACAUCAAAGAUUGGAGCAUGCCCAAACGCCAAACACGUUUGCCAACUUUGAUGUGUCAACGUCUGGUAUUCCGAUGCGACGGAAUAUGCUCUGGUCGAGUCUAAACCGUGACAACACUCAACUAAAAUAUACAGAUAAUGUGGGCCCACUGCAAUUUCCGUCAUCUGGUCUUAUUUCAUUACCUCCGACACCGAUGGGAUCACAGGAUAGAACACAAUUCACCUCUCCACUUCUCUCCUGCCCCGAUGGCUUGGCUCAUGGCUUAAGUGAACAGAACAUAAGACUACAUCAAAUUGUUCAGGAGCACAAGCUACGGGAAGAAGUCUUGCUGCGUGAGAUUCAUGGCAUGCGUUUAGCAUUAUUACAAAAAGGAUGUCCCAGUUGCAAUAGUGUCGUUUCAAACAAUGUGGAGCAUGAAAACGGAUCGGAUAUUGUUGAAAAUGCAUCGACGUGUUCUUGGGAAGCUGUAGAAGAACGUAGUGGUCCAUCAUCGUAUGCCACUUGCUCGCUACAAGAGAAAAAGGCAUCAAGUGUCCUUUGGGUACCAGAUCAUGCAGUUUCACGUUGCUCAAAUUGUCAAAUUGAAUUCUGGCUUGGACGAAGAAAACAUCAUUGUCGAUCAUGUGGAGAAAUUUUCUGUGCUGACUGCUCGGAAUUCUGGGCGCCAUUGCCGUAUGAAAAGCUUUUUAAUCCAGUAAGACUAUGUGGUUCCUGUUACAUCACAGUGACAACCCAAUUACACGAAUGCCGUGCUCCUUCAUCAGCUUCAGUUUCAGAGCCAAAUCAAAAAUCAAAUGAUGUGAAUGUGACGGCGUCGAAGCCUCCGGCAGAAGCAAAAGCAAAAGUAAAUGCAGAUUCAGAAUCAGAAGUUAACUCUCAAGAGUAGUUUUCCAUUAGAUUUUAGGAUUGCAAUGUUGAAACAAUAUAUAUGUAAAUAUAAUAUAUACUCAACUAUUUAUGGCAUAUAUGUAUGUAUGUAUGUAUGUUAACCCUACACGUAUAAAACAAACAACAACAAUAACAACAACAAUUGUGCGAGAAUGUAGAACAAACACACUCACAUACACAAAACACACACGCAAUUAUACAAAUUUUGUUAGAUAUAUAUUAUAUAUGUAUGAAUAUAUACAAUAUGAACACAGUUGUAAAAUAAACUACCAAACUAAAUCAAUUCCAUAAAAAAAUAA
This is a messenger RNA of Drosophila innubila, 4410 nucleotides long. Its product is annotated as myotubularin-related protein 4. Bases 336 to 4109 code for a protein of 1257 amino acids. Gene Ontology annotation, molecular function: metal ion binding; protein phosphatase binding; phosphatidylinositol-3,5-bisphosphate 3-phosphatase activity. The record is from RefSeq and is a predicted model, not a curated record. Gene Ontology annotation, biological process: dephosphorylation; regulation of autophagy. Lineage: Eukaryota; Metazoa; Arthropoda; Insecta; Diptera; Drosophilidae. The transcript is spliced from 15 exons.